GGAUAAUAUGGAUUAAAAGUAUUAGGAAGCAUUACAACUUGAAGGAUUUAUAGAAAAGAAAAGUCCAUCAAUACUAAAGGGUUUUUAAAAGCGACACUUCGCAGUAAGGGAUAAAGGCUAAUUGUUGGUUUACUCAAAGAAAAAGUUAUUGAGUAAAGAAAUCAAACCAAAAGGUACAAUAUUUAAGAUAAUUAUUAAGGUGUAAUUCCUAUUGAAUAGAUAAAAACUAUAGGAACAAUUAAAGGAUGUGAUAGAGAAUUUAUUCUUGAAAUAGGAGACAGGAAAAUUCAUUUAAAAGCAGAAUCAAAGAGUACCAGAGAUCUAUGGACUUCAAGUAUUGCAUUACUAUAAGAAAAACUCUUAUAAUAGAAAAAUUCAUAAACUACUUAAAGUUAGAAACAAAGUUUCAAUUCUAGAGGGUCUGAAAAUAUAAGAUUAUCAUAAAAAACAUUUUGGAAAGAUAUUGAUUAGGAAACUAAGGCCUCAAUAAUGAUAGACUAAGAAAAAUAAGCUGUGUAGGAUAAAUUUUAGGAAAACGAAAUAAGGAAUGAAGAAGUGAUGAAAGCUAAAGGAUUAUAUGCGUAUCUUGAUAAGUUUGACUCAAAAAAAUUUACUUAGUUUGUAAAAUGUGGAUUUUUAUAUAAAAAGGGAAAGAUUGCAUCACUUACAAAAGCAAAGAGAAGAUGGUUUAUUAUUAUAUCCUCAAUUUCUCUUUUAGGAGAUGAUGCAAAUAUUUAAGGUCCACAUUAAUCAGAUAUUCCAGAUCCUUUUAAAUUAGAUCAUCUAUAUUAUUUUGCUUAUGACUAUAGAAAUGAUUAAAGCAGUUUUAAAGGUGAAUUAUAGGCUAAUUAAAUAACCGAUUUUGAAUUGAUGAAUGUUGAUAGAAAUCUAGCCUUUUUAAAAUAAUUAAGUCAUAGUGUUACUUAUGGUUUUAAAUUUAAUCAUAAGGAUCGUUAAUAUCAUUUCUUUUCAGAAUCAUUAACUGAAAUUUAAUCUUGGGUAACUACAAUCAGAAUCAUAAAAGAUUACAAAGCAACUAUUAGUACUUAAUAAGUUGAAGAUGAGGAACAUGAGUUGAUUAUCAAAAAAGAAGAUGUUUUAUUACAAGAUUUAAUGGAAGUCAAGAUAAAGAGAAAAAUUAGAAAAGAUAAAUGGUUUUAAAGAAUGGUUUAUUUAAAUAAGGAUAACUUAACUUGGGCAAAAUAAGAAAAAAAUGACUCUGAAAAUUAUAUUUUGUUGAUUUCAAUUAAAAAUGUAGUUGGUGAAGAUACGGAAUUUUAUGUAAACCUAUUUCAUAAUUUAUUAGAUAGAAACUAAAGAUGAUAAAAAAUUUAAAUUUAAAACAAAAUCACUAGAAAUCUAAAAUCAAUGGGUUGAAAGAAUAUAAUUUUUGUUAUUAAAUUUGAAAGGAGAGUUUAAAGAUUUGGAAAAAGUAACUGAAUUACCUCCAGAAUAACAAGUUUAAAAUUCAAAAUCUAUUGAAUAGAAAAAGAGUAAUUCCUUAGAAAAAAAUAAAGUUUAACCUGAAUUGAUUGAAGAAAAUAAUUAGAAUAAUCAAGAUAUUGCUUGUUAUUAUGACAAUUUUUUUAGCUAAAAAAAAUAAGAAGAAUAAUAAAAAAAAGUAUAAAAAAGUAGUGGAUUUUCAAUAUUUCAUAAAAUUUUUUGUUGCUAUUCCCAAGAGAGUGAAACCGAUAGAGGAUUUUGAAAUAUAAUUGCC
Messenger RNA from Paramecium sonneborni, 1717 nucleotides. NCBI's taxonomy places the organism in Eukaryota, Ciliophora, Oligohymenophorea, Peniculida, Parameciidae. The record is from the annotation of a GenBank genome assembly.